AUGCUGGCGUCGGUCCGCUCCGCACUCGCCUCUCACCCUCGCGCCGCCGCCGCGCUCGCCGCCCUCUGCGGUUCCAUUUCUGGCCUUUGGUUCGGCGUUUGGGUCGGCGUCGCCGCCGGGCUGCGCCUACGGCUCUCGCCGCCAGCGCACGAGAUCGAGACUCACAUCCGCGAGACGCAGCCGCCGGCAAACCUCCUCGGCAUCGGCGUCGCCGAGGUCGACGAGGGCUCGCUCGCGCUGCACGCGCCGCUCGAGCUCAACCACAACGUGCAUGGCACCGCGUUCGCCGGCAGCCUCUACUCGCUGGAGCUCGUUGCAAAGGCGGGCAGCAUCAGCUAUCGCAGGCCGCUCAAGGGGGAGAGAAUCAUCGCGCGCUCGCAGCUGCCAGCAGAGGCGGCGCUGCGAGACUGCCAGAUUGGCGGAAUGGUGCUCGGCGACGCGGACGGGAAGCCGGCGUGCGAGUAUAGCAUCGAGGCGGCGGUGGCCUCCAAGGUGGUUGCGGACCGGGCGGCGGCGGGGGCACACGGGCCGGAGGGGCGGGAGGGGGUCGAGGAUCUCGCGGAGCCCGCACAGGCGCUCUGGACCCAUUUCCGGCAUUUGUUGUGA
Molecule: messenger RNA, 606 nt
Organism: Emiliania huxleyi CCMP1516
Lineage: Eukaryota; Haptophyta; Isochrysidales; Noelaerhabdaceae
Exons: 6
Coding region: 1-606 (201 amino acids)
Source: RefSeq, a predicted model, not a curated record